AUGGGGUGCUGCCCGGGAGAUUGCCUCAACUGCUGCUCCCAGGAACAAGACUGCUGUGAGGAGUGUUGCUGCCAGCAAGGCUGCUGUAGCUGCUGCGGGUCCUGCUGUGGCUGCUGUGGUUCCUGCUGUGGCUGCGGAGGCUCUGGCUGUGGAUCUGGCUGCUGCGGGUCUGGCUGCGGGUCUAGCUGCUGUGGAUCUGGCUGUGGGGGCUGCGGAGGAGGCUGCGGAGGAGGCUGCGGGGGCUGCGGAGGAGGCUGCUGUGGCUCCAGCUGCUGUGGUUCCGGGUGCUGUGGUCCAGUGUGCUGUCAGCCCACACCUGUGUGUGAAACGAAAUGAAGACCUUCCCCUCUGUAACUGAGGCAGUGUCGGGGACAGCCUCCGCCUACUCCAGACGGAGAACUCCUCACCUCCAGAC
This is a messenger RNA of Mesocricetus auratus (golden hamster), 415 nucleotides long. Its product is annotated as keratin-associated protein 17-1. The transcript has a single exon. The record is from RefSeq and is a predicted model, not a curated record. The coding region runs from base 1 to 336 and encodes 111 amino acids. Lineage: Eukaryota; Metazoa; Chordata; Mammalia; Rodentia; Cricetidae.